UGAUAUGACGCACAUCCUCGUCUCCGGUUUGUCUUUCGCCUCCAAGAAGAAAAACAUCCGGCGAAGAACCAUCAGCAAGACAUCAACAACGGCAUUAAUCUGAAAACUACUCACGUUAACGUUAUACGUGACGAGCCAGACCCAAAUCAAGAUGGGAUAAACAGUUGUCUUUCAACUUCCCUCUCCACGCAAUAGGAUAACGCUACAACCAAUCAUCUUCUUGUUUUCAAGUAGCAGGAUGGGGAAUUCAUACUUAACGGUCACAACUUAUGGUCGCAGGUUGCAGUGGGCUUGUCUUAUCAUGAAAGCUUUGCAGAUCCACAGACAGCAUUCCCAUUGUAGUUGAUGAUCUGCUGCUGGUCAAGACAUGACAGACAGUGUGAGGACCUUCCUGCGCAAUGUUGCAAUGGGGGUAAAGGACUCCAUUGUAGGGAUUGGGACAAUCUCCAAACUUGAUGCCCGCAUACAGCAAAAAAGGGAAGAGCAGAGGCGGAGACGAACAAGUGGAGCUCUGGCACAACGGAGAGCACAAAUUAAUGACCGCAAGCCAGAGAGUGAACCAAAAUUAGCCAGCCGGAUCUUUCAGUGUUGUGCAUGGAAUGGAGGAGUGUUUUGGCUCAGUAUGUUACUCUUCUACCGAGUGUUUAUUCCACUCUUACAGACUGUAACAGCCAAAAUCAUAGGUGACCCAUCACUUCAUGGAAAUGUGUGGUCCUGGCUGGAGUUCAUUUUGACAUCUGUAUUUAGUGCUCUCUGGGUGCUUCCUCUUUUUGUGCUCAGCAAAAUUGUUAAUGCCAUUUGGUUUCAGGAUAUAGCUGAUCUUGCUUUUGAAGUUUCUGGACGAAAGGCCCAGCCCUUUCCCAGUGUUAGUAAGAUUGUUGCAGACAUGCUCUUCAAUCUCAUCCUCCAGGCCCUCUUCCUUAUUCAAGGCAUGAUUGUUAGUCUCUUUCCUAUUGACGCGAUUGGACAGAUGGUUAGUCUCCUACACAUGUCUCUGCUGUACUCUCUAUACUGCUUUGAAUACCGCUGGUUCAACCAUGGUAUCGAAAUGCAUCAACGGCUAUCAAAUAUUGAGAGAAAUUGGCCUUAUUACUUUGGCUUUGGUCUACCUAUGGCUCUGCUGACUGCUCUUCCAUCCUCAUAUAUCAUAAGUGGCUGUCUGUUCUCCAUCCUGUUUCCCCUCUUCAUCAUCAGCGCCAAUGAAGCCAAGACUCCAGUAAAGUUAUACCAUUUUCAGCUGCGCCUUUUCUCCCUUGUUGUGCUCAUCAGCAACAAGCUGUUUCACAAAACAGUUCAUCUCCAGUCCUCUCUAACAUCCUCUACCUCUAAUGAGAAACUGCCUUCCCCUCACGUGUCACCAGUUCUUCAGUAACCAAUGCCUUUUCAGUGACAUCCAGGAGUGAGAAUAUAGAGAGCACAAUCUGUUUCCAAGGCAAUUAAGUAUUUAUAUGGGGGAGCCAGAAAGGAAUAGGUAUUCUUUUUGCUAUCAUUUGGGAUUACAUAUGUUUAAGUCUUUCGACCAUCUGUAUACCCUGAAAAUGGAUUGAGCAAAUGUAAAUGACAAAUGUUCCACUUAACCUCACAGUUCCUGUGUUUGUGUGCCAUCUGAAUGGGUUGGAGUUUUUAAGAACAGCGUGGCCCAUAUUUCAAUUUUUUGUGUUGUCCCCAAAUUACUGUUUAUGUUAAUUUAACCUGUGGCCUUUUGAUUAAAAUAUUAUGCUAUCUCUUUUUUCCCCUCAUGUAUUGCACACUAAAAGACAAAAUGUUGAAGAGCAUGGUUUCUUUUGGCCUGUAAGCCAAUUUUCAGCUUGUGGCCAACAUGUAGGUAAAAACAGAACAUUGGCCAUUGAAGAUAAUAAUGUUAAUGUCAGAAGAAUUAAAGAAAAGAUAAGAAAGAAAA
Sardina pilchardus (European sardine) is the source of this 1900-nucleotide messenger RNA. RefSeq names its product EI24 autophagy associated transmembrane protein (gene ei24). Gene Ontology annotation, cellular component: endoplasmic reticulum. The coding region runs from base 368 to 1372 and encodes 334 amino acids. NCBI's taxonomy places the organism in Eukaryota, Metazoa, Chordata, Actinopteri, Clupeiformes, Clupeidae. The record is from RefSeq and is a predicted model, not a curated record. The transcript has 12 exons. Gene Ontology annotation, biological process: macroautophagy.